AUGAGUGAGGUUGAUGAAUCGCUGACCUUUUUAUUUGAUGCCGUAGUCACACAUUUGGAAUUAAAAGGCAUUAAGCCCGAACCGGAUAACUUAUAUGUCUCAAUAAAAUUGCCACAGCGGGCCUGGAAAAUCGGUGCCAGCCGUAUAAAUGUCACUGAGUUUGCUUCCAACCGGGAAGUGCAGAUCGUAUCGAGUCCCUCUCGCAUGCGCGAUGCCCUAGAGGAAAAAGGCUUGAUUGUGGCAGCUCUUUACAAUGGUUCUACGACGGGAAGUGCAUCCAUGUCGUUCCCGCAGGAGUUUCUUGACCAGAUCAGUUCCACAAUGAAUGAUCUGCUGCAUGCGGAAACGCUUCAGUUGAUGCGCCGAACGGACGUCGUUGGUUCCAUCACCGUUCUGCUGCGUCUCACCGUCAAAUGCGAGAAGGAAAGCUAUCCUGGGAAAACAACAAAUUCAGACAGUCCCGGACAACUCAAAUCCAAUCAAAUUGGGGCUAAGACGAGGCGUCCAAGUUGCUCUAGUCAAGGAUACACCAUAAAUCCGCAGGAUGUGAUGUUCGUGAUCGGCGACCCAGAUCCGGUGCUGGAAAUACCCUCGAAUCCCUGCUCCGAACUAGGAGAGGCCGAAGGGGAUAACAUCCUGAAAUUGGACUUAGCUCGUUAUAGUAGUAUGAAGAAUCGCAGGGUGGUUCUUCCCGAUGAUCUCCCCUGUGUUAAAGAGAAGCCUUCGCUUCGACAGCUGAAAGAAGUCACUCGACAGUUCGCCGACAUUGUCGAUUCGGUGUUCACGAAAGUUAAGCAAAAUGAUUUCUGGAGUCCUGUUGUUCCUGCAGAGGAACCGUCGGAAAAGAGCAAUUUUCUGAAGAGUCCUCCGCAGGAUCAACGUAUUCCAGUGCCCAUUAAGUGCAAAGAGCAGUACGGAGUCAAACCCAUUCGAUUCUGCCCCAUUUGCCUGUGUUCGAUGUCCUGGCUGCCCAAGUUCGCAAACUGUCCGCGCUGCCAGACCACGACGCGGCCUUUUGCCGAAGAGCCACCCAGUGACGAGCAAACCGCGGAUCAGAUCAUGAAAGAGCAGCUGGUCAAACCGCAACCACCGGAAGGAGUGGAGGACUUUUGCCGGAGACCUUGCGAGGUGGCCUUGAAGGAGCUGGAUGGCGAAGAAGAAUGUCCGCCCUGUCGGUGCACCUGCAAGCUGGGAAAGAUAUGCGCCCACUGCCGCAUCCGUAAGCUUUGCGAGGAUAUCUACCAUGUGCCGUCAUCCGUUCACAGAAUGCAUCCAAAGCCCAAGUCUGACGAGGAUUACAGCGUCAUUACCGAUGCGGAUGCGGAAGACGAUCGCCCCUAUUUAACGAGGGUCUUCUCUGAGAUGAAGAAUCUCUACGAUCUGCACGACUCCAAGAAGAAAACAGACCUCGAGAAACGCUGCCACUCAAGCGCCCUACUGUCCCUACACGUCUCUAAAAAAGCGCCAGGCCAAGUGCAACCGCGCGUAGUCCGAUCCUUACCAGCCUGUGCUAUAGGGACCAACCGCCCAAAGCUUGUCCACAAACGCUGCCUACCGACGGAGUACACAGUGUCCCGACGUCAUGGCUGGAACUGGACGAAGAGCUUGGAGGCUCGCAACAAUGGAUGGCGUCCGGGAGCCAUUCUGAGCACUUCUGGUCAUGUAAUGCGCUUUUUCCUCAAUCGCCGUGACAGUUACAAGUUACACCAAAACGCCAUUUCCGAUUAUCAAAAGGAGGAACACUUGGCGCCGCCAAUGCUGAAUAUAUUUAAGCGAAAGGGAGAAAUAUUCAUCACCCUGCAUCCUCAGGAAUCCAUGAUUGGACGGCAGAGGCCAAUUGUCUUUCGUAUUGUCAAGAGUGAUCUGGCGGUAGCUUUGCGUCAAAUAAAGCGAGCUCUCAAGGACAUGGGCUUUCGGAGGUGCACAUGUCACAAGUCUCUGGUGUUGUGUACUUGCCGCGAUGCCAUAGAGAAGAUGGAGUUGAAUAAAGCCCUGAAGACGGAGUGCCACAAACGAAAUAUGCAGUCGUGUCCGGAGCACCUGGUGCUCACCGACACGAGUGACAGUGACGUGGAGCUGGACCUGAAUGUCACCCCUCCGACAGCGUCGCGAAGGCCCGAGCUCAGGGCCCUUUCUAACAAUGUCAACCACGCCACUCAGACGGGAAAAAAGGAAACCCGGACGGUCAGGCCCUUUUACCCAGUUCCAGCUAAUCCCUAUUACCGGGCGUAUGAUUGUGCAGUCCGAGAUCACUUCACAGCCACUGCCUUCGGGGCGCCUGGAGAGAAUGUUUUCGAGGACGGUGUAUUUGGACUGGAAGGUGGUGGUCCCCAUGGAGUCCCACCAAAAUAUAACGACAGGUCCGUGGUGCCACCAUCCUGCCAGUUACCUUCAGGUCGAAUGGGGACGGCUAUCUUUGGCGGUGGCCGUGGACGUCCGUGCCUACAAAGUAGUGGUGAUCUAGGCGCUGCUGUGUGGGCUGCAAUCCCCGGUGCUGAAAAGAUUUUUGGCAAAAAACAAAAAACUGGAUUCAUUCCUGUGCGAUGGACUAAGCGAAUGCUUCAGCCAGCCAAGGAUGCGGCCAAAGCGGCCGAACAGAUGCAACUCGAAGCCAUCGCAAAGAAGAAAAAGGGCGUGAACAUGCUGAAGUACCUGGAGACACAAGGUCCUAAACGUCGGGACGCGAGUCCCAAGAACGGAAGAGACACCAAGUCAGUAUUGCCAAAACGAAUCGGUUUUGGGCCCAAAUAA
Molecule: messenger RNA, 2751 nt
Organism: Drosophila bipectinata
Lineage: Eukaryota; Metazoa; Arthropoda; Insecta; Diptera; Drosophilidae
Source: RefSeq, a predicted model, not a curated record